Messenger RNA from Rotaria sordida, 627 nucleotides. Lineage: Eukaryota; Metazoa; Rotifera; Eurotatoria; Philodinida; Philodinidae. The record is from the annotation of a GenBank genome assembly.
AUGACUUCAUUCAAUAACAAUAAUUCUAUUAUUGAUACGACAUUGUCUCAUUAUAUUAAAUUACAAAUUCAAUAUGGUUCUGAUCUUUAUGAAAUGUUAUUAUCGAGUAAAGACAAUAAAAUUCGAGUUGAAAAUCUAUUAGAUGAAAUUGAAAAACUUACUAAAGUACCAAAAUGUCAUCAAACUAUUAUGUAUAAAGGUCAACGUUUAGAUCAUAAACCACAAGCAAAUCUUGAUGAUCUUUACAUAUUUAAUAAUAGUAAAUUGAUCUUAAGCGGAACACAAAAACAAUUUCAUGAUAAAUAUUGUUGUCCUAAUCAUGAUCAUAAUAUGAUCAACACUUCAGUACCAAAACUUAGUUCAUCACAAAAACAAAAUAAUACAACUACUAAUAUAAAAGAAGAAAAAUCAAAUAUAACGAUAAAAUCAAACAAAGAUAUAGAUGAUAACUCAAUGACUAAGACACAAACACCAUUGGUAUUUCAAAAACAACAAGAAAUAAAUUCAAAUCUAACUGGUUUUGUGCCCGAAGCAAAUAAGAGUUAUGAAUAUUACACAGUUCCAUACAAAACUGAUCCAACAACACUCUUACAAAAUAUUCCAUCAUCAACAUCAAAUGUACAUUAA